Mangifera indica (mango) is the source of this 1011-nucleotide messenger RNA. RefSeq names its product gamma-glutamyl peptidase 5-like. The coding region runs from base 160 to 918 and encodes 252 amino acids. Gene Ontology annotation, cellular component: cytosol. NCBI's taxonomy places the organism in Eukaryota, Viridiplantae, Streptophyta, Magnoliopsida, Sapindales, Anacardiaceae. The transcript is spliced from 3 exons. The record is from RefSeq and is a predicted model, not a curated record.
CUGUCUCAACCACUUUUUCACACUACAGGAUUUCCGUAAUUGUUUGGGAAUCUUUUGUGGGCUAGCUCUAUAAAUUGGCUAUCCCUUCUUCUUCUCUGCAAGUACAAACCAACAACUUGCUUCUCUAAAUCUUGCUCUUUUACUUUCUUGGUGAAGAAGAUGAAUGAUAUUGUUAUGAAGGAGAAGCGAUAUGCUCUUUUUUUGGCAGCAAGAGACUCUGAUUAUGUGAAGAAAGUGUAUGGUGGAUACUUCAAUGUGUUCGUUGCAGCUUUUGGAGAAGGAGAGAGAUGGGAUUUGUUCAGAGUUGUUGAAGGAGAGUUCCCUGACAUGAAUGAGCUUCACAAAUACGACGGAUUUGUCGUCAGUGGUAGCCCUUCUGAUGCCUAUGGAAAUGACUACUGGAUUGUCAAACUUUGCUUCUUCCUCCAAACCUUAGAUUCCAUGGAGAAAAAAGUUCUCGGCAUUUGCUUUGGUCACCAGGUUUUGUGUAGGGCAUUGGGUGGAAAAGUUGGGAAGGCUUAUACAGGAUGGGAUAUUGGACUGAGGAGAGUGAGAAUGGUGAGGGAUUUAAGAACAUGCAGCUUCUUGGAAGAAUUGGGAGAAGAAAUCCCACAAUUUCUUUCUAUAAUAGAAUGUCAUCAAGAUGAGGUUUGGGAGCUGCCUUCAGGAGCAGAAGUGAUAGCAUUUUCUGAUAAAACAGGAGUUGAAAUGUUCACCAUUGGAGAUCAUAUUCUUGGCAUCCAAGGCCAUCCUGAAUACACCAAAGACAUUCUUUAUAAUCUCAUUGAUCGCCUGCAAAAUGACAACUGCAUUCAGAGUGAUUUUGCCGAUAACGCCAGGCUUGGAUUGGAGAUAGCUGAACCUGAUAGACACUGUUGGGAAAAAAUUUGCAAGAAUUUUCUCAAGGGAAGAAUAUAGAGAGAAUAAAAAUAAAAUUUGCCUUUAAUGUUAAUUAAUUAUGCUCAAGCUCUCUAAUUGUAAGUUCAUGGAUCUAAAUAUAUAAUGAACCAA